Messenger RNA from Parasteatoda tepidariorum (common house spider), 1286 nucleotides. RefSeq names its product membrane metallo-endopeptidase-like 1. The record is from RefSeq and is a predicted model, not a curated record. Lineage: Eukaryota; Metazoa; Arthropoda; Arachnida; Araneae; Theridiidae. Gene Ontology annotation, cellular component: plasma membrane. Gene Ontology annotation, biological process: protein processing. Gene Ontology annotation, molecular function: metalloendopeptidase activity.
CUGCCAAUUACUAAAGAAUGUCGUAGUGUAUAACUCUUUUGAGAAAAAUUAUACGAUAAAUCAUGCUUAUCUUAUUGAUCAGUUUUCAGUGAUGGGACUGGUGACAAUGUUCUCCCAGGUUACGGACAGGUCUUUAGCAAACUAUUUGGCUUUAAGAUUUUUCCUAAACCAUCUUGAUGACUUGAAUCUUUAUUUUCGACUUAUAUCCUUAAGAAGUGGGAGUACUCGGCCUACUUUAUUUGGGUAUGAAACAGAACAACUUCGAUGGAAGCAAUGUGCUGGUUGGUUAAUGAGCAAUUUAUUCUUUCCUUUGGGACAGGUAUAUGCUUUAAAAAGGAUUUCACCAAAGCAAAUGAGGGGCAUACGUUAUAUCUUCAGAACUCUUAUUUUAACAUCAGCUAAAUCAGCAAUGAAACAAAACUGGAUGCCAGAAAGAACGCGGAUACAGUUAAACUCUUCUUUGAGGAAAAUAAAGAAUCUGAUAGAGCAGUACAUGUCAGAACUUACUGAUACAAGAUUCGACUUCAUCAUGAAAAAAUUCGAGCCAGUAAGAGACAGUUUUUUCCUAAAUGUAAUGAAACACCAAAGAAAUGUUUUUUACAUCCACUUUUUAGAAUCAAACGCAAUUGCAGAUAUAGAAUACCCUAUCGAUGUCUUCGAUACUAAUGCCAAGCAUGUAUCUGGCUCUAUUGGUCUUAAGUUUGGUCUUUUAUUGCCUCCAGUUUAUCAGCUAGGCAGAUCAAGUUUGUUGAAUCUUGUCACGCUAGGUCACACAAUAGGUCACGAAAUUGGUCAUGAAAUCGAAGCAUUUUUUCACGGAGAAGACUUGGAUAAUGAAACAAUUCAAACUUUUAUCUCAAGGAAAAAAUGUCUACAAGAACAGUACUCGGAUUUUAAAUUAGAAAAAAUCGAAAUGAAAGUAAAUGGAUACAGAACUUUCUCAGAAAAUUUCGCAGAUUUAAUAGCCACACAACUCGUAGAAAGGGUAAUUGAUGAAAUUCAAAAUUUCGAUUUUGAACUACCCGCUUUGAACUUCACGGCUAAGCAGUUGACGUAUAUCUUAAUAACCCAAAUGUGGUGUUCAGCUAGCAGUAAGGAAAUGGAGCAAUUCGAAUAUGAUAACGAUGCCCAUGCUGCCGCAUAUGUAAGGAUCAAUGGAAUCAUGAAAAAUGCGAAAGGUUUUUCUGAAGCUUUCAACUGCUCGAAUGGAAGUCUUAUGAAUCCAAGGAAAAAAUGUUUCUUUUUUGAUUAAUUCCAAAAAAUGUAAAUAAAAAAUAUACAUAUUU